AUGCGACGACGACGACCGGUGUCCAAAGCCUAUGUCGCUGCCCUUGAGGACCGCGUUGCCUGGAUGGAGCGUAAAUUGGGAGACUUCAAUACAGGAGUAGAGCAGAUGAGAGGACCAGAAGACACCGAACUAGGUGAAGAAACAAUGCCGCAUCGCCAUCCGAAUCAAUCCGCCGUUUCGUCUCCAGAGCACGAGUUCCUGCAGACAGUAGCUGCGACGUCACAACCUGUUGAGCGAUUGCAGAUCGAUAACACGACUGGAGAAGUACGAGAGUAUGGCCCGACAUCAAUGUUCAAGCAUCUCAAUGCGCCAGAUGGGCUUCACUCCAACUCGAGCCAAUUUCUUCCGUUGUCCGCCGAUACAGACAUUCAUAAUCUUGAACAUAGUUCGGGCCUCGAAGGGAUACCGAGUGUUUUCGAUGAUGCAAUGCAUCGAGAAGCCCUUCAGAUGUUCUUCACAUUCUUCAACCCCUGGUGCUGGUGGGUUGAUGAAAGAGAGUUCAGGAAUGACUUGGGCACUAUCGAUAUAUCGAAUACAAGUUCGAUCGUGAAGCGCAGCCUUCGCACCGCCAAUUAUAGCCCGCUCCUCCAUCUGGCAGUUCUUGCCAUUGGGGUCAUGUAUCUGGGGAAUCUCUCCUACCCAGACCGAAAGAGCAUCGCAGACUCUCUCGCCCGAAAGGCCGUCACCAUGUUCGAGGAGGAGAUUGAAUCCGCUCGACUAAGCUCGGUGGUUGGCAUGAUGCUUUUGGGAACUCAUCACGCUGGACAUGCAAGACAAAGCUUGGGCUAUGUGUAUUCAGGUAAUGGGCUUAGGCUCACGAGGAUACUCGGCUUGGGGAUUGAUGCCUCCACCUGGGUUGAGAGAGGUCUCAUCUCUCUUAGCACAAAGCGCUGGCGCGACCGUGUCUACCACACUGCGUUCAUACAAGACAAAUUAUGGUCUACGUAUGUUGGGAGGGCCCCUGCCCCUAAUCUAUGCCACUGGCGUAUGCCAUCUCCCACCAUCGACGCCGAGGAGGAUGCCAGGCCAUGGGUCAUUGGCUUGGAAAGCACCCCCUCUGACGCGCAUCCCAGCUGUUGGAUUGCCUCGACAUUCACUUGGACCACCAAAUUAGCCAGGAUCAUCGAGCUCAUUCUGACUAACAUCUAUUCCACCCGACGAGAUGCGCAUUCAGAGAGUGGGCGUAAUGCCAGAUAUGAACUGAGCGCCUUGCUCGAGAAGUGGAAUGCAGAACUGCCCGAUCCGCUACGCGUCAGUCCUUCAAUGUUCCGCAGCGGGCAGGGUACAACAACAGUUCUGCCUCAUGUUCUGACCCUGAAUAUGAUGUUUCACUUUGCGGUGAUUCUCCUCAAUCGUCCUGACUAUUGCGAUAUUGCGACACCGCGCAGGCCACGCUCGGCGAGAGACAGUGAAAGCACUACCCCCAGUGUCACUGCAACCGAGAGAUGCAAUCAAGCAGCUACCAAAGUCUUGCGACUGGCCCAGCCCAGCAGCUUGAAAGGCUGGGCUGGGCACCUCCACCGCAUCAGCAUCAAGAAACGGCUGUACAUUCCGGAUCUUCUGCAAGGGCACCAGCUGCAACGACAAGCCCGUCGACUUUCCAAGCAGGCCCGCAUUGAUGUUCAGCCUGCCGAUCAUCAAAUCGCAAUAGCUCAGCAUACAGUUCUGCUUCCAGACAUGGAGAUGGGUGAUGCUAGGUGGAUGUCGCCCCCUGUUUCAGGCUCCACGUGGAAUGACGACUGCAUCUCAUACACCCCGAAUUUCUUCCCGAUUGAGGAUCAGUCACUGCUGGAGAUGCUACUGGGCAACAAUGGCAUGGCGCCCGACGCCUGGGCCAAUCAUUUCAAUGAUGCGGCCGGUGACGCAUGGCCCGCUGGGUGGGCAGGGAACCCUUCCAAUACGAAUCGAUACCGGAUGUGA
This is a messenger RNA of Thyridium curvatum, 1920 nucleotides long. RefSeq lists its product as uncharacterized. The transcript is spliced from 9 exons. Gene Ontology annotation, biological process: DNA-templated transcription. The record is from RefSeq and is a predicted model, not a curated record. NCBI's taxonomy places the organism in Eukaryota, Fungi, Ascomycota, Sordariomycetes, Thyridiales, Thyridiaceae. Gene Ontology annotation, molecular function: zinc ion binding; DNA binding. The coding region runs from base 1 to 1920 and encodes 639 amino acids.